UUUCAAGAAAAAUCCAAAGAAUGGGGUAAGAGACAGAAACAGGAACUUUUGGAUGAGAUAAGCAGACUAAAAGCUGAAUUAGAAAGGCUGAAAAAGUUAACUCCACAAGAACUGGUUGAUAAA
Messenger RNA from Entrophospora candida, 123 nucleotides. NCBI's taxonomy places the organism in Eukaryota, Fungi, Glomeromycota, Glomeromycetes, Entrophosporales, Entrophosporaceae. The record is from the annotation of a GenBank genome assembly.